Molecule: messenger RNA, 2152 nt
Organism: Punica granatum (pomegranate)
Lineage: Eukaryota; Viridiplantae; Streptophyta; Magnoliopsida; Myrtales; Lythraceae
Source: RefSeq, a predicted model, not a curated record
ACGACAUAUAAAAAUCCGGCGCGACUCCCUAAUUCUUGUCACCAUAUAAAUGAUGUGGCUAUAAUAGUUGCCAGUAUAAACGUCUCAUACUUCCUCCAUCCUUCUUCCCUACAAAGCUUGGCAAAUCUCCAUUAGUUUACUCGUAAGACAUCUCUCUCUAUCACACACACACAUUCAUAUUCUCAGCCCUGUGGGAGAAAGAUGGCUGAGCAGAAGGUUGUGGUUGAGAAUCACCAGACUCCUGCGGUCGGAGAUUUUGAUGGCUCUUCGAAGAAACCACCUCGGAGGAACAAAUACGCCAUGGCCUGUGGUAUCCUGGCUUCCAUGACUUCAGUCUUACUUGGUUAUGAUGUCGGGGUGAUGAGUGGAGCAAAUGAAUACAUCGAGAAAGACUUGCAUGUCAGCGACUCGCAGAUUGAGAUCCUCGCGGGCAUCAUCAACAUGUACUCCCUCAUUGGAUCUGCCAUGGCUGGUAGGACUUCCGACUGGGUGGGCCGCCGCUACACGAUAGUUAUCGCUGGGGCGAUCUUCUUUGCUGGGGCCCUAUUCAUGGGCUUCGCCACGAACUAUGCUUUCCUCAUGUUUGGACGCUUCGUGGCGGGGAUUGGCGUCGGCUACGCCCUCAUGAUCGCACCCGUCUACACGGCCGAGGUUGCCCCCGCUUCAUCGCGAGGCUUCCUCACCUCCUUCCCCGAGGUAUUCAUCAACACCGGUGUGUUGCUAGGGUACGUAUCAAACUACGGCUUCUCGAAGCUUCCAUUGCACCUGGGAUGGCGAUUCAUGCUCGGGGUCGGAGCCAUCCCAUCGAUACUGCUAGCUGUGGGUGUCCUUGCCAUGCCGGAGUCUCCUCGCUGGCUUGUCCUGCAGGGCCGCUUAGGUGAUGCCAAGCGGGUCCUCUACAAGACUGCGGAUACCAAGGAGGAGGCCGAGCUGAGGCUCGCCGACAUCAAGGAAGCCGCCGGCAUACCCCUGGAGUGCGAUGAGGAAACUGUGCAGGUCCCCAAGAUGAAGAGCAGUGGAUCCGGCGUGUGGAGGGAGCUGCUACUCCACCCAACACCGGCUGUUCGCCACGUGCUGAUUGCUGGCAUAGGCAUCCACUUCUUCCAGCAGGCAUCGGGGAUCGACACAGUGGUCCUGUACAGCCCACGGAUCUUCGAGAAGGCCGGGAUCACGUCAACCGACAAGAAGCUGCUCGCCACUGUGGCGGUUGGAGUCUCCAAGACCGUCUGCAUCUUGAUUUCGACUUUCUAUCUCGACCGGCUUGGGAGGCGGCCCAUUCUCCUUGCCAGCGUUGGGGGCAUGGUCUUGUCAUUGGUGACCCUCGCGUCCGUGCUCGCAGUGAUCAACAGCCACCCGGACGAGAAACUGAUGUGGGCCAUCGUCCUGUGCAUCGCCAUGGUUCUGACUUUCGUGGGUUCAUUCUCAAUGGGGCUGGGCCCGAUCGCAUGGGUCUACAGCUCAGAGAUAUUCCCGCUGAGGCUGCGAGCCCAGGGAUCGGGCAUUUGCGUGGCUGUGAACCGUUUAAUGAGUGGAAUCAACUCUAUGACCUUCCUCUCCCUCUAUAAGGCCAUAUCCAUCAGUGGGGCCUUCUUCCUCUUCGCAUCAAUAGCAGCUGCCUCCUGGGUCUUCUUCUUCACUUUGCUGCCCGAGACGCGGGGUCGGACCCUGGAGGACAUGGAAGUCCUCUUCGGAAGCUACCACCGGUGGAGAUCCGUGGCCAAGAAACUCAAGAACAAUGAGAUUAGAAGUGCCACUGGCGGAGAUGGAAAAAAUAAUGGCGAGGUCCGGUUAGCGGUUACCGGGAAAACCGAGAAUGCAGAGGGCUAAUUAAAUUAGUAAAGUGUCAUUUAGUGUAGUGCUUGCUAUGGGGGCGGGCAGGGAAAAUAAUGGUUCCUUCCGUUCAUUACUUAGUCCCACACAACACUGUGAUGCUUAAUUAGAGAUCGACAUUAUAGUAUUGCUUGAUCUCUUACCUAAGAUGGAGUGUUUUGGAAUUUUGCAACGGGGCUGUUGCUAAUAGUUUGUGUUGGGGAUGAUGUCCGUAACCUUCAAGAUCCUGUCCAUGAUCCGAUUUCCCUUUCCGACAGUCAUGUUAACUAUCUUGUAUAGUGUAUGUCUUAUUCACUUAGAGGGAUGAGAGUAUGUUCCCAUA